AUGGGCAUCAAUAAUCUGUGGGAGGUACUUGAGCCUGCUGCAACGACGGUACCCGUCGUGUCCCUUGCUGUCUCAGACCGCUAUGUAGGACCAGCGCCUCACUCACCCUAUGUAGUGGGUAUCGAUGCAAGCGGAUGGUUUGAACAAUGUCAGCAAGGAAGAUGGCACCGUGCGCAUUCUCAAACUGGAAUGAACCCCACCAUUAGGACCUUUCUGUUUCGGCUCGCUCGACUUGCAUGGCACCCAGUACAGCUCAUUUUCUGUUAUGAUGGCGAUCAGCGGCCCGAUGUCAAAAGAGGCCAUCGUGUGUCUACAAAAGACCACUGGAUGGUCCAGCCCACUCAGCGUAUCCUCAAUGUGUUCAACAUGCAAUGGAUUACGGCUGCGGGAGAGGCUGAAGCUCAACUAGCAUUGAUGAACAAUGCAGGGAUCAUUGAUGCUGUUAUGACUGAUGAUAGCGAUGCCUUUGUCUUCGGUGCUCAGACCGUCCUUCGAAACUCGUCAUUCUCAGCUGAUGCAACUGCGACCGUCAAGAUGUACACUACUAGUUCCAUCCAGGAACGGGUGGAACCACACCUUACCAUUGACGGAUUCAUGACCAUGGCUGUCUGCUGUGGCGGCGACUACGACAAUAAUGGCCUUCCUGGGUGUGGUCGUGAGACUGCCCUUGGUCUCGUGCACUGCAUGAAUACCAGUGUGCUACGAGACACUGGAUGUGGCAGAAACUCGCCCGAUCAGACCCUUGAACGGUGGCGGAUGGAUGCUCGGUACCAUCUCAUGGAUGAUCCCACGGGCGAGAUGGGUCGAGCUCACCCUGCCAUUGCCCGAGCCCUUCCUGAUUCAUUUCCCAAUCAACACAUUCUGAAUUUGUAUGCAAAACCUGCCAUCACCCCACUCACGGAGCUUCCCAUCCUGCAUUCCCCUGCACCACCUGACCUCGCACCAUUGGCCUUGCUCGUCCAGCAACUCCUUGGUUGGGACCCGAAGAAACUCAUCAGCUCAUUUCGUUCUAACAUCUGGCCCAUUGUGGUCUUGCACGAAUUGCUCGAGGACAUUGCAAAAAACUCCCCUGCGAGUGAUGAGAUUGACCUCGCACCAGGGUGUACGAGGGCAAUAUUUAAGUGUUGUGUGAGGCAUCCAAAGAAAGUCCUUGCGGGGAUUGCAGGCCACAACAAUGAUGUGCCCAUCUGUGAUCUUGAACGAGCGGCACUUCAGCUGCUUCCCACUGGAAGCUCGAAGGGUUCAGAUGAUGUGACACAAUCAACUGAGUAUAUUCGUGUAUGGCUUGCUGAUGACAUAUAUGACUGCUGGGUCCGAACGAUGUUCCCUAUGUCUCCGGAGCCUUCCACGUCACACGCAAUUGACCUCGAGGACAACACAAUGGAUGAUGGCCCUGCGUCGUCUGCUGCCACUGUCUCCUCCUCUUCAUAUGUGGAUAUCAUCGACCUCACCCAAGACGAAGGUGGAGACCAUGAAAUUAUUGACCUUACUAUCUGA
Molecule: messenger RNA, 1497 nt
Organism: Suillus plorans
Lineage: Eukaryota; Fungi; Basidiomycota; Agaricomycetes; Boletales; Suillaceae
Product: PIN domain-like protein
Exons: 7
Coding region: 1-1497 (498 amino acids)
Molecular function (GO): 5'-flap endonuclease activity
Source: RefSeq, a predicted model, not a curated record